This is a messenger RNA of Verruconis gallopava, 1176 nucleotides long. Its product is annotated as ribosomal protein S15. The transcript is spliced from 2 exons. Gene Ontology annotation, biological process: translation. Gene Ontology annotation, cellular component: ribosome. Bases 24 to 1004 code for a protein of 326 amino acids. Gene Ontology annotation, molecular function: structural constituent of ribosome. The record is from RefSeq and is a predicted model, not a curated record. NCBI's taxonomy places the organism in Eukaryota, Fungi, Ascomycota, Dothideomycetes, Venturiales, Sympoventuriaceae.
CAAGAAUCAGCCAAUGUCAUCCAAUGCCGCCUCGAAUAAGUGAAUUCCCGUGCUUGAGAGCACUCAGCUCGGCACUGCCCUCCACGAAUUGCAGACAGGGAGCGUGGACUCUGCGGACCUUCUCGGCGUCUCGAUCGCAUCAAGCAAAGUCCAAAGGGGAACAUCGCUAUCGCGACCCUUAUGUUGCUGCUCAAGCGAGAGCAAGAAAAGCCGCCAAUAUAUCGAAACAGGAAGCAUUGAAAUUGAAUCGCGCGCGUGCAUUGGGAGAUCCAGUUCGUGGUCUAGAGACCGAAUUCGUCCGCUCCUUCGACACAGCGAGUGAACACGACACGGCUGGAGGAGAAGAGAAAGAUCAACCACGACUCAACUAUUCCCUCACACAGCACGAGAUUGACACACAACUUACCAAGUCAAAAGCUCUGGUUGAGCCGGCUCCCUUGUCAAAGCAUGAGUUAGAGCACGUUCGAGACGUCAACAAAUCGAGGAUCCUGAGGAAGCAUGAGCAGAAUAUGGAGCAAUGGGCUGCAGCACACGAGACGGUUAAAGAGGCAGUUAAACGAAUCACAAAUCUUGAGAGCGGUAAUUCGAAGGAUCGAUUUAGGAUCAACGUCGAAAGGUGCAUACGGACAUUCGGUCGACACGAAACGGAUAAAUAUCUUCCCCAUCGCACAUCCUCUGUACCUCUUGGACCUGGAGGUCUUCCUUUGUCCGAUCACGAACCUGCACCACUGCCCCUUAAAAAGAGGUUGGGGCCAGAUACCGGAUCGCCGGAAGUUCAGAUUGCCAUCCUGACCGCCAGGAUCAGAAACCUAGCAAACCAUCUUGACAGGGUUGGGAGCAGCAGGGACAAGGUCAACAAGCGUAAUUUGAGGCUACUUGUGCACAAAAGACAGAAGCUGUUGCUAUAUCUAAGGAGAAAGGAAAGGGCUGGACCGAGAUGGCAAAGAUGUAUUGAAAUGUUAGGUCUGACGGAAGGUACAUGGAAGGGAGAGAUCAGCUUGUGAUCGGGAAGCAUGCGCAUCCUAGGAUAAGGAAUACGUGUAUUGAUAGAAGCCUGCAUGCGCACAACAGGCGUCUGUAGUGCACAAAAUCUGUACUUUGUGUUUGGUGUACACUUUGAGAUUGCGUAUGACCUUAACUAUUCAAAUAAUUUUUAUAUUCUAAGACUUCUUUGUA